Molecule: messenger RNA, 819 nt
Organism: Nycticebus coucang (slow loris)
Lineage: Eukaryota; Metazoa; Chordata; Mammalia; Primates; Lorisidae
Product: leucine-rich repeat-containing protein 37B-like
Exons: 8
Coding region: 24-752 (242 amino acids)
Molecular function (GO): protein binding
Source: RefSeq, a predicted model, not a curated record
CAGGCGCCGCCGCCGCAGUUCCCAUGGCGACGGGGGCGCGUCCCUGCACCAGGCCCCGCCCCCAGCAGGCUGGGCUGCGCAGGGCCGCUGGCGGCGCGGGCAGGUGCCGCGGGCUGCGGGCAGGUGGCGGCGCGGCGCGGCGCGGGCCGGAAACGGCUGCAGGAGAUUUAUCCUGCAAUAAAAUCCAAUUUAUUGAAAGACGUACCUUUGAAUCACUACCAUUUCUGCAGUAUGUAAAUCUUGGUUGCAAUUUAAUCACUGAACUGAGCUUCCGAACGUUUCAGGCGUGGCAUGGAAUGCAAUUUUUACACAAGGUAAUUCUCAAUCGUAAUCCUCUGACAACUGUUGAAGAUUCAUAUCUUUAUAAAUUGCCAGCAUUAAAAUAUCUAGACAUGGGAACAACACAAGCCCCACUUACAACAGUCGAGAACAUCCUCAUGACAACUCUUGAAUUGGAAAAACUGAUCUUACCUAGCCAUAUGGCCUGCUGCCUCUGCCAAUUUAAAAAUAAUAUUGAGGUUGUCUGCAAGACAGUGAAGCUACAUUGUGAUGCAUGUAUAGGAAACAGCACAGAAGAUUGUUUUGAAGAAGCAAGUGUAGGAAAUGCGGAGGGAGCGCUCAUGAAGGUAUUACAGGCCCGGAAGAAGCACACGAGCACCGAGCUGACCAUUGAGCCAGAGGUGGACCCAAGAACAAAGGAAAACUAUGUGUUUUUCUGGGAUUGCUCCCUCGCUGAGGAAAAAUCUAAGUGAGGAGAAAGUGAGAUACUCUUGGUUGCUUCUGUCUGGACAGCCACCCUGGUUCCAGCUUCCUGCUGGA